AUGACAGCGGCCUCGAAUGACUUCCAAUUUGAUUCAAUCCCAGACGGAACAUCGUAUCUGCCAGGUGCCACGCUCCAUACGUUGGAUCUAAGCAUCCUAACCGGACGUCAAGACACUUCCACCGGUGCAGCUUUACCGGUGGCAGAUGUGAAUGCGGCAUACUUGCAUCAAAUCGGAGAUAGCGCGAAUCUCUUCUCCUUGACUUCCGCUGGACUUAGCCUCGUCCUAGACCAGGACAGGGAAUAUGUGAUCAUCGGUGAACUCCUGAAAAGCAACACCGCUGUUGUGCACAAUCACAUCAACGAUCGGCCCUGCCUCUCGCGGGUUGUUGGAGUGAUCCUUAACAAAUUCUUGUUGCGACUGUCAACAAGUUCUACCUCCGAUAUGAUUAUCCUGAUUCACAUCUCCACACCCAGAUCCAAGGUCGCCUGCAACGUCGUCCUCGCAAACGUCCUCAAGACCUUCUUGCCCGAAGUCAUCUCCGACGAGCUCACCCAAAACAUGAAGAUCGUCGACCAGUACAGCUGCUAUGGCACAGACGCAGGAAUGAAGGAGCCAAGAGCAAAUCCCUCCUCAAUGACGCCCAGCUCGCCAUGGUCCAGUUGUGGGCCAAGAGCCUCAAGCUUCUAUCCCAAGUCUGUCUGA
Molecule: messenger RNA, 645 nt
Organism: Moesziomyces antarcticus
Lineage: Eukaryota; Fungi; Basidiomycota; Ustilaginomycetes; Ustilaginales; Ustilaginaceae
Exons: 2
Coding region: 1-645 (214 amino acids)
Source: RefSeq, a predicted model, not a curated record